This is a messenger RNA of Aspergillus campestris IBT 28561, 387 nucleotides long. RefSeq names its product WSC domain-containing protein. The transcript has 2 exons. The coding region runs from base 1 to 387 and encodes 128 amino acids. Lineage: Eukaryota; Fungi; Ascomycota; Eurotiomycetes; Eurotiales; Aspergillaceae. The record is from RefSeq and is a predicted model, not a curated record.
AUGUUCUCCAAAACUCUCUCCCUGGCCUCCGUCCUGGCCCUCACCAUCUCCGCCUCCGCCUUCACCACUACUUGCUACAGCGAUUCAGGCGACCUGAAGAGUCUCGGACUCUCUAAAUACGAGAGCACUGAACUCUGCGGCGUAGCGUGCCGCGACCGUGGAGCCCCCGUCGCGGCUGUCUCAGGCGGCAACGAAUGCUGGUGCGGCGACGAGGUGCCCUCGGAGGAUUCAAAGGUUGAUAAGGAGAAGUGCAAUACCAAAUGCGAUGGCUGGCCCGAGUCUACUUGCGGCGGAGAUGGCUUUUGGGAGGUUUGGUUGUCUAAGGCUAAGGUUUCUGAUACUAAGUCUGUACGCUCCGGUGUUCGCGCUGAGACUUUCGUCGCUUAA